UUCAUUCACUCACUCAUUCACAUUCACGUAAAAAGUACCUUUGGAUGUGAUGAGAGAAUUCGUGUGUGCGAUAAUGAUUUUUUGAUAAAUUCCGUGUUAUUUAGUUAGAUUAUAACAAAUGUGUCAUUAAAGAUGGUGACUAUAAUAAAGAACCAAUUACUUAAACAUCUGUCGAGGUUCACAAAGAAUCUGUCACCGGAACAGAUCUCCCUCUCAGCGCUGCGAGGGUCUGGUGAGCUGCAAGACCUGACCUUGGAUGAGGAGCUUCUGACAGACCUGCUAGAGCUGCCUGGAUGGGUCAGGCUGACGUCUGCCAAGUGUAAUAGGGCAUCCUUCAGGAUACAAUGGACCAAGCUCAAGACUGUUCCUAUUGUGUUGAACCUGGACGAGGUGCACAUAGCUCUGGAAGUAUGUCAGGAGCCCCGGGUCAUGAACCCGAGCGCCGCCGGAGCCCUGCCAGUGCCGGGGAAGUACAGCUAUAUACACAAGGUGAUAGAUGGAAUCUCAGUGGCUGUGAACCACGUGCAAAUAGACUUUAACUGUGAAGCGUUUACCAGCAGUGUUCAGAUCUCAAGAGUGACUGUUGAGUCAAGAACGCCAGAGGGUCGCAAGGGAGACCUAAGACUGACUAGAAUCAAAUCACCUGACACGGGACAACUGCUUAUAUUUAAGGAGUUAGAAUGGCAGAGCGCCCGCAUAGAAGCCAAAGCUCACGGGGCUGCGAACGCAAAUCUACCACCAUUAAGACUUCUAUUGGGCAAUACGCACUGUCGAAUUGUUAUCAAGAAGAGAUUAUCAGAUUGUGCAGUAAUAGGUUCCCGGCUAGCCAUAUGCCCGGAGCCGCUGGCGUGGGCGCUGACGGACGGGCAGCUCCGCGCCAUGCUGGCGUGCGCCGUCGCGCUCGCCAAGCCCGUGCAGCGCGCCACCGCCGCCGCCACCAGGAUCAAGGCGCUCAGGAAGAUCGAAGAGCCUCGUGAGCAGAUAUCGAGUAGACCAGCGACAGGGGAGCGAGACAUCUUAGCGCGAAUGUUCGCGAAGCACGACGUGCGCGAGACCUCGUACCAUCUGCUCGCGCCGAGAAUAGACCUGCAUCUUUGUGAUGAUCCGGGGUUGGGUCGUUCAGAAAAGCCGUCUCUAUCAAACGGCGGCGCUCUCCAAGUGACUCUAGUCAGCAUGCAGGCUGAUCUCUUCCCAUACCACAAAGCUUCCGAUGAUAGAAGACAUUGGAGAGGAUACAGGGAAGCAGCAACGCCGCACAGUCAAUGGUUAUCCCAAGCGCUGUCAUCGUUUUGUACUACACUGCUCGAGUCACUUGACCCGAGGCCGCUAACUCCUAGCAGUAAGCCUAGUCAGCCUGAGAAGCCGGAGGAGGUAUUAUCAAACGGCAUCAAGCACAAGCCGCCCUCGCAACACAGCGCUUCCAACGCUCCGUCCACUAACACUACUACCUCACAAGCGUCACCGACGAGGACGCGCAUCCUGCAGCAGCUGGGCAAGUUGAUGACCACGUGUCUUGUACUUAGGAUAGACGACUUCACUGUUUAUAAGGUAUCCACAGGGUCGAAGUCCCGUGAGGCUCCGCGUCCGCUGGUGUCGGCGGAGAAGGCGACGCUGCCGGGCGACGCGGGGCUGCUGCACGCUGAACUCACCUUCUUCUACUAUCCCGGAGAUGUGUGCUUCCCGGUCCCAGCCCCAAAACUGUACGUACAGUUAAGUCCAGUCCGAGUGUCCAUGGACGUGAACAGCGUGGUGUGGCUGGGCGCCUUCCUGCCGCACGUGGUGCCGCGCGAACAGGAGAUGGAGCAGGCGCCGCCAGCAUACAUGGACGUCAGGAUGGAGGCUAUCAUGCCUAAGGUGGUGUUAGAAGCAGGUUCGGAGCACGUGUCGCAACAACGCGACCGUCCCAAAGAGCUGCACAUAUGUACCGCGAGAGCGACGCUCACUAAUGUGCGGGAGUCGCCUAGAGCCAACUGUGCGGGCACUCGCGCGGACUUGGCGGCCAUCUUAUCCGCGCUGCGCCGCGCGCAGCCUCCGCGCGGACAGUUCCCAUGCGCGGAAGACGACAUGGACCCCAUACACGAACAGUUUAUACUUCAUGCUGACAAUCUAGACGACAUAGACCGCGGUACAGCGAUCAGUACGGAACUGCUGUGGCGAGAGAACAGAUCGGUGUGGUGCGCGAGAGUGGAGCCACUGUGGGCCGACUUCUGCGGCGCCAGAGCCACUAACUACAAGCCUGCACCUCUGUUAGAUGCUACUCCUCUUACUGCCUGGCUAUGUUUCGAAGAGAACUUCUCCCGCAUCUGGGUGGUGGCCCGUACCUGUGGUCUGGCCGGUCUUCAACUGAACCACUAUCAGAUGCUCUUCCUCAUGCGACAGCUGGAGAGGAUCUCGGAGAUGACGGCCUGGUUGGCGCAUGAUGCUGAGAGACAACCUGAUGCUGAAGAAGGAACAAUAGUAGUAGGCGUCGUAGUACCAGCAGUGGAGUUGACCUUCGUGCUUCCAUCCAACUGUCCAGGACAGGAGUCUUCACGAGAUCUGGACAGCGUUCCUCUCGACUCUUCCAGUUUACAGGACUUGAAGAUGGGUUCCGAAGCGACCAUGGCGCCGUCGAUGAUGGAUCGCGACAGCGGCGUGUUAGCCACCACGUCGGUGGAAGUCUGCCAGCCUAUACAUAUAGAGGAACCGCCUCCUCCAAGUCCUGGGUUGAGUUUUGGUGGCUUCUCCUCAAUGCGUCGCGGCUUCACAUCUCUCGUCACGUCAAUAGACAGUGCUCUAACUCGUGACGACACGCGGUCUGACGCGGCCAGCACCGCCAGCUCUGACAGCGACCGAUACGUCGUCGUCGGCUUAGCUGCCGAGUCGCCUGACGACGCUGACAUGGCGUUUAGGGAGUUCGAGCACGGCCGAGCAUCGAGCGGCGUGGAGGUGGCGGCCGAAGUUGUGGAGAGGUCCUCCUCGCCCAGCGACCACUCCGUCACCAGCUCCUGCAGGAGACGAGAUGUUAUCUCGACCAGCACAUGGCGUCUAAACAACAUCCACAUAGUCCAUCAAUCCGGAUCAGGCCGGAGCUGCCUCCGACUCGCCGCAGACGAUCUGAAGAGUGACGAGUGUAACGCUAUACCGUGGGAUGAGUUCCAGAACAAGUUCUCAAUGCGUGCCCGCGCGUGGUCGGAGCCGGCCGUCUCCGAUAGCGACGAGCUGAAGCCCAGGGAUGAGCCCCUCGUGUCGGCGCGGUUAGUGAGGACUCAGCUGCCGAGACCGGCGGAGGAGAAGGGUCUAGCGCCAUUCGAGGAGCUCCUUGAAGCCAGGAUCCGUGACCUCAGCAUAGCGUUGAACAUGAGCACCGCGCUAGCGCUCGCCGAGCUCAUUGAAGACGAAGUCAUCGCGCCUCCCAUGCCGCUUGAGGUGCUAAUAGAAAACGUGAAACUCCACUUAAUAGAAGACCGUCCGACCCGCUCAAUCUCCUCCCCGCCCCCGCAACCUUUAGACAUAGACCUUACAACACUACGUAUGACGCGAGACACAUUAGGGGUCGUUCGCCUCGGACCCCCAGUCUCGACACCUUCCACCGUGACGUCACCAGCGACCCCCCAGCCGCAGCCGGAGUUGGAUGAUGCGAGGGAGAAGAUAGAGAGGUUAAAUAGAGAGAAUGAAGAGUUGAGAAAACGGCUGGUGACUUUGGCCAGGAUAGCGGAGGAUAAUCGGGAGUUGAGAGCGAAAGUAGAGGAAGCGUCAGUGUUACGUCAAUGCGUGCACGCAGCGCAACAAGAGGCCGCCAGCUUACUGGCUGACAAGCAAGAGUUAUUGGAAGCUAUGCGUAUACUUCAGGAGCAGAUAUCGGGCGGCUGCCGCGGCAAGAGAUAGCGGUCGCGAGGCGGUCCGCCGCAGGGCUGCCUCGACUGCACCGCGUGCUGCGGCGACCAGCACUCCUGAACACCCUGUAGCAUAACUAUCCAAUUAUAUGGAUGUUUCCCUUUGGGAACACCCUGUAUAUGCGAUGUGAGAAAUUUAGGAACACCAUGUAGCUGCCACAGCGCAUCCCCUGUGACAUAACUACCCAAAUAUGUAAAUGUUGUUGUGGAAACACUCUGUAUAUUGAUGUGAGAAAUGUUUUAGAAACACCCUGUAUAAUGUCCACAAGGUCACUGUGGAAAUAUUCUGUAUAUUGAUGUGAGAAAUGUUUUAGAAACACCCUGUAUAGUAUCCCCAAGGUCGUUCUGGAAACAUCCUGUAUAAUGUCCACAAGGUCAUUGUGGAAACAACCCGUAUAUUGAUUAUGAGAGAAAUGUUGUAGGGACACCUGUAUAUGCAGCUGUUUACGCGCCAAAAGUUAUAAAUGCUGUCGUGAUUUGGAUACAGCCUGUAUAUUGAUGAAUAGAUGUAAAAAUAUUGCAUAAAUGUUAUAUUAUCAUCCUGUAUUGUUUAGCUAUUUCUAUGUACUAAGGUAACGUGUCAAAAAGUUAUAUUUGAUUUAAAAACAGGACAUGACUGUCUGAAGUUAGGAGUCUAUCAGAUAUGAUAAAACGCUAAAAUAAUAAGUAUGUAUCAUGUGUCAAGUAAGUGACGAGGCCAAACAUACCGUUUGCAUAGCAUAAAUAAAUCAAUGAUAUAUCAAAAUCUUAAACCGAAAUACAAAAAAAGAAGGAUUUCGAUACAAUUUUAAGUUUAAUUUGGGUUUCAAAGACAAAUAAUAAUACUUUACCUUCCUACUCGAACCACUUUGAUAAUAUAUUUGCAUCUAUGAGUCCCGAUGAACGUCAUACAAAAUAAUGACAGAAGUAUUUUCAACCUUACACUCUCUGGAAAAAGAACAUUUUUGUACCAUUAACAGCAGCGAUUUUAAAUCUAUUGAAUAACAAACCAAAGAUCGUAAUAAAGUAUUAAAUAGCAUUUUUACAUCAACGUGAAACAGGCUAUGUUUAUAAAAAAUAUAUAUACUGAAGAUUCUAAAAAAUACUGGAAAAUAUGAGAAAUGACUUAAAGUACUUAUUACCAGCAUUUAUAUAGGAUAUAUAAUAUUGACAAACGUAAGAGCUUUAUAUUGUUUUUAUAUAUUUUUUUGUCCGUCAUUUAUACAUUCUUCCUUGGCAUAUCAAAUACAUAAAAACUGGAAUUGAACACACAAUCACGACGUUUUAAUACUGACAUUAUUUAAUUUUAUAUUCAUGAGAUCUUAAUUUUCCAAAUAUUUGUAAAUUGUCAUAUAUAUUCUUAUCUAUAGAUAUUCUUUGCAAAAGUGAUCUUAAUACUUAAUGCAUAUUAUAUAAAAAGGUGGGUAUGUAUUGAGGAAUAUUAAAACAAUGGAAGCGAAUUUGGCUGCUUUUUACUUAACAAAUUGUUACUUAGUGUAGACUAGGUUUUAUAAUAAAUGACAGUGUUAUAUAUUGACUACUCAGGUGUAAUUUUGCAACCAAUAUGCAUAAAAUAUCGAAUUGCUAAAUUCUACAAGAUUUAGUAACACAUCUAAUCUGGUAAUAUUAAACAUUGUCAUUUAUGCAAAAUUGUUUAUAUAUAGUAUGUAUAUUAAUAUGUAAACGUAUAUAAUCACAAGUAAAUUGGCCAUAUAUAAUUUAUAUUUUAGCGUAGAUAAACCAUUGCAUAUAAACAGCCCCAACCAGUAAAUAAUUUAUCCCUUUUUCUAGGAAAGUAAGAAUUUGUAUAAUGUUGAAUGUUAAUAUAAUUGUAAAAUUCUGAAAUGUUACCUCAAUAAGAAUAUUAUUGCUUAAUUAUAAUAUCCAGUUAGUAUAUUUUAUUCACAAAAAAUAAACUUUUAACUCAAAAAUGAUUCAUAGUCAAUGUCAAAUAUUUUUGUAUGAAAAUUGAAACAGGCAAAAUUGCAUUGGAAUAUUAUCAGGACAAAAAAACAAUAAUUAUAUUUAUUUCUUUUAUGCACAACUUUUUUUUUACCCGGAAGCCUUAUAUACUUAAACUGCUUACAUAUCUUUCUGUCUGACAGUUAUAUAAAUACAGUAAAUAUGCUUAGCGAUUAUCGUAUACUAUAAAUAGCGGGAAAGAAAUAUGAGAGAAAUGUUAUACUACAUAUUAUAUAGGUUAUCGAGCAGUGGGGCUGCUAUAAUACAUAUAUAAAUAUAUAACAAUAUAACAAGCACUACGAGGCUUUUGAUGUACACUACCGUAUAUUAUAAUGCAAUCGUUCAAUAUUAUUUUGGUGCCAAAAGCGCAGACUGUUUUCAAUAUACAAUAUAGAUUUUGUUCUUUGAACUUACAACAGAAUAUUUCGUCUUCCAUUUUUCUUUUCUUACAGAAGACGUUCCAUUUUUAAACAGCUUUCAAAUACUCAAAGAACAUUAUCCGUAUUCUAUAUUUUGAUUUUAAAGAGGUUGUACAUAGAAGUUUUUAUAUUUUUUUAAUGGAUGUUCAUUUGUUUUUGUGUAAUUUUAAAACGUUGUACAUAAUUUUUAUGAGGUGACGUGAUGUAGCUAUUUUUUCAGCUCUUUUUACUGUUUAUUAGUAUUCAAUGUGAGAAUUCCAUUUGGGUAAGUUGUGUGAAGCCGUAUUUAAAGGGAUUUCAAUAAACUUUUAUAAGGGAUCAAUUUCGUCUCAAAACUAAAAAUUCUAACUGUCUUGAAAUCUCGAUAUUCUUAUUAAAUCCCGCUAAAUACGGUUCUAAGUCUAUGUAACAUAAAAGGUAUUUAAUAUAUAAAUCUUUCAAAACUUCAGUGAGAAUUUUUAGAAGUAAAUUUUUGAUAGUAUAUAGUUAUUUAUAUGUGGUAUAGAUGAACGUUAGUCCAGGUACGUCGCAGUGAUAUGUUUACUAAAUCGUGUUGCGUUAUGUAUUAUGAUAGUGCCGGUAAAUGGCGGUAUUAAUUUAGUUUUACUGCGAUAAGUAUACUCAGAAAUAUUGAAAUAUUUUUCCUUAUGGCAACUUAGAAAAGAAUAUUUGGCAGCAUUAUUUUGUCAACCAAAUUAAAUUAAGUUACAUUGCUAACACAUGAAGUUACUCAAGAUUGAAUCCAACAGCAACUUAAUUUUAUCUUUUUGUUAAUCAUAAGUACUACUUGCUUCUCAUCUCACUUGUUUGCCAGAAUCGACAACUUUGGCAACGAUAUGGAUUGCCAUAAAUAAAAAUACAAUAGAAGUUCCAAUUGAUUGAACUAUUAUAGACAAAAUAUUAUUACGUACUGAAAUAUUAUCGCCAUUUUGCCGGUUUUUAUAUCACUUGUUGAAAUGCAAUGUAUAUCGAUUCGGGGUAGCUCUAAAUAUCUUAUAUAUAUAAAAAAAAAACAUUUAUCUCUUUUACUAUGUGUUAGGAUAAAAAACUCGUGCCUGUAAUAAUUAGGUACAUAAUAUAUCCGCUUUAUGGUCGUUGCUGCCUUUUUAUACUCUCAUCUAUUUAAUCGAUGUAACUUUUAAGAAAAUAAACAAUAUGUCCUAUGUUCUACUGUACUGUAUACGGUUCAAAAGUGACAUUUGGCUACUCUGAAAUCAGUUUUAGAGGUGUACCGAAUGCUUUGUGCAGUUGACAGCUGUCAGUUUUCAAUAACUGUCAACUGCAUCAAAAACGGUCGGGGCAUAAAUAUUACGCUUGGAAUUUUUAAAUGAAGCUAUUAUUUCGUGUUUUCCCAAGUUACUAAAUGUCAUUUUAAAUCGAGAAUAUUUUCUACGUUUUUUUAUGUUGAUUGGUACUCUGUCCAAGGUAUGCUGUUUCUUCAAUCAGUUUAGUGUCGAGCAUCUGACUAUUGGAGACAUGUACCAUAACGUUGUUGCAAUUUAUUUAGUUACGAAGGAAUUGUUAAAAUUAAAUUCAAUAUUCUAUAA
Messenger RNA from Helicoverpa armigera (cotton bollworm), 7782 nucleotides. RefSeq lists its product as uncharacterized. Lineage: Eukaryota; Metazoa; Arthropoda; Insecta; Lepidoptera; Noctuidae. Bases 133 to 3867 code for a protein of 1244 amino acids. The transcript has 28 exons. The record is from RefSeq and is a predicted model, not a curated record.